AUGAACCCCAACGUCGCCCACCCCGCCUUGCUCCAAAAGGUACGCUUCCCGAACGCCGCCUGUCGAGCGGGCGUCGUGGGCAGUCCGGUCGGUCGUGUGUGUGUGUGUGUGUCGUGAAUUCGCAGCUGACGUCGAUCGAUGCUCCGCUUGCGCUCCGCUUCCCGGCGUCUGCCCCCUACAGUACAUGAACUUGCCCCAAGGCGACAAGAUCCAAGCUGGUAAGUCCACCUCACCAAGGAGGCUUCUGUCGUCACGACAGGGUGCCUGUUUCGAAGUGUAGCCGUCGAAAUGGGUGCUGAUUGUGACCCUGUCCGCCUUAUCGCCCAACGUCCCGCUCGUUUCACCGCUUGCUCCCACCGCUCCUCUCUCCGCUGCGCCGCCGGCUCUCUUGCACCCUUCACAGAAUACAUCUGGGUCGAUGCUGACGGAGGACUGCGAUGCAAGACGACCGUGAGUGUGCCCUCCCUUCGUUUUGUCUGCGGUACUGGGUCGUCGUCGUGUGUGCUCUUUUUGGCUGUGCUGGUCCCGACGGGCGGGGAGGCGUUAUCAUCCUGCUCCGUUCGGGAUCAGUAGCCGUCUUCGCCCGCGCCUGAGCGCACCGCGUUCCGUCUCGCGCUGCCGCCGGUGCCGCCUUGAGCCGCUCGGGCAGUGAGCCGCGCCUGGCUGGGGCUUUGCAGUGAUCGCCCGCGCGUUCGGUCACCCGUUUGUCAUAGCUCAUGAUGGCCCAGCCGACCCUGCGAGCGUCGAUAAUCCCUCAGCGUCACCCCGAGUUCUGAGCUGUCCACGGCUUCACGAACCCGAGCUGUUCGGGCCGACUGGGACCGACUUUGGGGUCGUCAUUUCCCCGCUUCUGUCUGUGGGCUGGCCUGGUCUGUGGCUGCUGAUGGGAUGUGAUGGCCGCCGCGGCGGGGAGGAGUGGCGUUUGGUGAUUGCUUAUCGGGAUCUUCGGAAACGGGAGUGUCCUGUUUCAGUCAUGACCCGGUUGGCCGCGGCUGCCCGUGGCCGUUCUCACCUUCGGGCGCGCGAGUACACCGCCGGGCUGUGGGGCAAGGCAGGGAGGGCCAUUGUAGCAUCGGGUUGCGCUGGCUGGGCUGGGCUGGGGCUGGGGCUGGGGCUGGGGCUGGGGCUGGGGCUGUACGACGUUUGUACUGGCUUCGGCGUUCGGAACGUCUCAUUUUGGCCCGUCCCGCGGCCUCGCGCGCUGCAGCACUCUCGGAUCCCCGCAGGCUGUUGGCUAGACUGCUGCAGUGGUUCCCGCAGUCGACGGUGGCGACGGACGACGGCGACACCCACGGCUUCUCGGACCUGGGUCCUCCCCACGCUCUCGAUUCUGCGAUGGAAGACUUUCUUUAACUGACCCGCGCUCGCGCUUCUCCGCUUGCUCGCCCGCUCCUUGUGUCGCCUUCUUUAGACCCUCGAUGGCCCCGUCCAGUCGAUUGAUGAGUUGAAGGAGUGGAACUUCGACGGCUCGUCGACCGGUCAAGCCGAGGGCCACAACUCGGACGUCUUCCUCCGACCCGCUGCGAUCUUCAAGGACCCGUUCCGUGGCGGCAACAACAUCCUCGUUAUCGCCGAGACCUGUGAGUGUCAUCAUCCUAUAGGAGUCGGGGCGCGAGAUCGCCCGAUCUCGUCGGCGAAAUCACGGACCGCGGAUUGCCGAAUCCGAGGCGCGGCCACGCGCAGUGCCGUUCGGCGGGCUGCCUUGGAGUGUCGAUGACGCGGUCACGCGACAUGCUUCUGCGCGGGCUGCGCCUGUUGCAGCGGUGGCGGUGCAUCGUGACGGUGGUGUACAACGACUUGUGACUCUGAUCCAGACUAGAGCGGCACCACGCGAUGUGGUCACCGUGGAUGGGAGUCGGCGAUGCUUCCCCGCACUGGACAUGUUCUUUCUGCUGCGCCGUGUCGUCGAACCGACUUGCUGAUUUGCCCCGCUCUCGUCUCCGACCAGUCAACAACGAUGGUACUCCCAAUAAGCACAACCACCGCUACAACUGCUCCAAGACCAUGGCCGCCGCUGCCGCUCAUGAGCCCUGGUUCGGUCUCGAGCAAGAGUACACCAUCUUCGGUACCGACGGUCGCCCCUACGGAUGGCCCGCUGGAGGUUUCCCCGGUCCUCAGGGCCCUUACUACUGCGGUGUCGGUGCCGGCAAGGUCUACGCCCGUGACAUGGUCGAGGCCCACUACCGCGCGUGCCUGUACGCCGGUGUCAACAUCUCCGGUAUCAACGCCGAGGUCAUGCCCUCGCAGUGGGAGUUCCAGGUCGGCCCGUGCCCCGGCAAGGACAUGGGUGACCAUCUCUGGAUGGCCCGCUUCCUCUUGAUGCGAAUCGCCGAAGAAUGGGGUAUCACCGUCUCCCUCCACCCCAAGCCCCUCGCCGGUGACUGGAAUGGAGCCGGUUGCCACACCAACGUCUCGACCAAGGCCACUCGUGCUGAAGGCGGCCUCAAGGUCAUCGAGGAGAUGUGCGACAAGCUCUCGAAACGCCACGCCGAGCACAUCGCCGUCUAUGGUGCCGACAACGACCUCCGUCUCUCCGGUCGCCACGAGACCGCUCACAUCGGCUCCUUCUCGUACGGUGUCGCGAAUCGUGGCUCGUCGAUCCGAAUUCCCCGCGCCGUCGCACAGGAGGGCAAGGGCUACUUCGAGGACCGCCGCCCGGCUUCCAACAUCGACCCUUACCAGGUCUGCGACAUCAUGAUCCAGACCAUCUGCCUCUCGUAA
Microbotryum saponariae is the source of this 2721-nucleotide messenger RNA. NCBI's taxonomy places the organism in Eukaryota, Fungi, Basidiomycota, Microbotryomycetes, Microbotryales, Microbotryaceae. The record is from the annotation of a GenBank genome assembly.